Ziziphus jujuba (common jujube) is the source of this 1004-nucleotide messenger RNA. RefSeq names its product E3 ubiquitin protein ligase DRIP2. Lineage: Eukaryota; Viridiplantae; Streptophyta; Magnoliopsida; Rosales; Rhamnaceae. The coding region runs from base 330 to 803 and encodes 157 amino acids. The record is from RefSeq and is a predicted model, not a curated record. The transcript is spliced from 6 exons. Gene Ontology annotation, molecular function: ubiquitin-protein transferase activity.
UGUCCUUUGCGCUCUGUUUCUCGCUCAGUCGUUCAAAGCCAGUUUGCAAACAUUGUAUAUAUCAGAAACUCGAAGAGGAUGUGAGAAAUUGUUGCCCUGUAUGCAACACCUACUUAGGCUUCUUUCCUGAACAACUUCUAAGGCCUGAUCAUAACUUACGCGACUUGACAGUACAAAUUCUUCCAGUGGAUAAUUAUAUAAGAAGACAUGAUGCUUUGGUAACUUCUCAAGGUAACACCACAGGCCCUAUAAAUAACACUAGGCACAACACACAAGGAGAAAAGGAAUUUGUUCAGGAUUCACGAGCACAUGAAAUCGCUCCUCCAACGAUGAAGAUAAAGCAGAUAACCAACAAUGUUUCUAAGUACUUUUCUGACUGGAAGAAGAAUGACGGGAGGAUUGAAACUUCUAUGACAAGACAUUAUUCAGACAACACUGGAAGAUCAAGAGCCACUGUCCUGGAUAAACCUCAAUGUCCCAUUUGGUUUUGUCUGCUUGCUUGUGAUAACAAGACUAAGUAUGCAUUGCCUCAGAUACCAAAGCCCUACAUCAGGACCAAGAGUCCAAAUCUAGCUGUGUCCUAUGUCAACAGAUACCUGGCAUAUAAGCUGAACCUCAAAUAUGAAUCUGAGGUGGAGAUUCUGUGCUGCGGUCAACCAUUGAUCCCAAACUUGACAUUGAGAAACCUAGUAGACAUUUGGAUGCAAGCUAUGUCUACCAUGGGACCAGUUUACCUUAAAUCAUGUGAUGAUGGACAGAACUUCAUAAUGGAGUUGACAUACAGGAGAAGCAACAAAGUCUAAUCUCUCCAGACACAAGAAGUUAACAUUUGUAGACCACCAGCAUAUAUAUGUACACACACACACACACAAAGAUAUAUAGAACAGGAUUUAUACCUUUUCUGGUUAAGAUUCUUCCAAUUUUGUUUCAAACAGAUAUUUACAACAAUCCAUGUUUAUAAGAAAAAUAAAAUAAAAUUCCCCUGUUGGCUAAUGGUUCUUUAA